This is a messenger RNA of Colletotrichum karsti, 1302 nucleotides long. RefSeq lists its product as uncharacterized. Bases 1 to 1302 code for a protein of 433 amino acids. The record is from RefSeq and is a predicted model, not a curated record. Lineage: Eukaryota; Fungi; Ascomycota; Sordariomycetes; Glomerellales; Glomerellaceae. Gene Ontology annotation, cellular component: Golgi apparatus; TRAPP complex. The transcript is spliced from 4 exons.
AUGAGCCAGCCUCCAACAAAUCGCGGCCACGGCCGUAACAUAUCGGUGACAAGACCGGUUCGUCCACGAUCUUCGACUAAAGGUCCUCUUGACCUGGAUGACACCCCUCUGAACGACCCCUUGUCGCCGAAGUCCGCUGCGACAGAAGAACCAAAGCAGCGACCGUUAUCAGGUCAACGGUCUCCUGCGCCCCUUCACUCUCCUGUACCGCCCGUGAAGACCACCGUCACCAAAGACUUCAGCUUCCUCCUCCGCCCAGAGAUCUACCACAGCGUCAACACAAUCAACAUCCCCGUCGCGUUCAAGACCAACCCGAAGCAGCCCACCCCAGAUGCCUCACUAGAAGAUCUGCUGGCCAUGGGCCAUUUCCGAGCGGCCGCCAUCGCCGCUGUCCAGGAACUCACCGCCACCGGCGGCCCAGAACGGCCUCGCGUUGACCCUUCAGACCACCAGAGAAUCUUCACCCUCCUGUAUACUCGUCUGGCGUGCCUGACCCUCAUCGACGCCACGUCGACCGCGGCACAGGAAGUCCGAGCGCUCGAGGACCUCAACGCGGCCAUCUACAUCGACGAGACCACGGGAGAACACCUCGUUCCAUGGGAGCUACGUGUCCUCAACAUCCGCCUGCAGGCGCUGGGCUUCGGCGACUUUAGGAGAUCCGUCAUGAGCUACCACGACCUGGCGAGAGAGGCACGCGAGCAGAUCAGCAAGGCGACAGCGCGGCAUGACAACUCGACGCGGGAGCUCUGGAAAGCACGGCUCCACGACCUGGGUAUCGACGUCGCCGGCGCUCUGAUUGAGAUGGACGACCUCUCCGGCGCGGCGCAUCACCUCUCGACUUUGAAGGAUAGAGGAGACGGCAAGAUGGCCCUUUCCCGGGCGCUCAUGUGGCUGCAUCUAGGCGACGCAGACGCUGCGCGGCGGUGCGUGCAGGACUCCGGAGGGGACGGCAGACACGCCGAGAUGGUCGUCGCCGCGCUCUGCCAGAUGGCCGACGGCGAGUAUGAUGCUGCACUGCAGUCGUGGCGGGGCUUGAAGGAAGAGCUGAUGGACGAAAUGAUUGGUGUCAACAUGGCGGUGUGCCUUCUCUACACUGGUAAACUGACAGAGGCGCGCGCUCUCCUCGAGGACCUGGUCAGCAACGGCUACUCGUCGCACACGCUCCUCUUCAACCUCAGCACGACGUACGAGCUUUGCACAGAGCGGAACCGCAACCUCAAGCUGAGACUCGUCGAGAAGGUCGCCGAAUUGGACGAGACGGUCAAGGGCUGGGAGAAAACUAACGCCGAUUUCAAGCUAUAG